This is a messenger RNA of Folsomia candida, 2462 nucleotides long. RefSeq lists its product as uncharacterized. Bases 151 to 2346 code for a protein of 731 amino acids. Gene Ontology annotation, biological process: protein phosphorylation. The transcript has 5 exons. Gene Ontology annotation, molecular function: ATP binding; protein kinase activity. Lineage: Eukaryota; Metazoa; Arthropoda; Collembola; Entomobryomorpha; Isotomidae. The record is from RefSeq and is a predicted model, not a curated record.
UCCGUCAUUAACUCAGCUGGAAUACUUAAAGUGAAAAACAUUACAAUUGUUUACAAUACUUUUUUCUUGUUAAAUUUACAGUGUAAAUGUUGAAAUAUGUAGUGAUCCAACACCAAUAAGUUUUAAGUAAAGAAUAUAUAAGUACGUAUCAUGGCAUCUACUUCUGAAGUAAAAUGUAAUUUGCCAUGUAAGUGCCCAUUCCUUCCAGAUUACACAUUGCAACGCAUAUUUGACGGUGGAGCGUUCGGCGUUGUCUCCCAAAUCGAAAAAUUCGAAGGUGAAGAUUUAAAAAAGCUGGCUCUCAAACGAAUUUUUUUACCAGACAGUACAACUCAUGUAGAAAAUAUUACAAAUAACCUCCCAGAAAUACGAGCAAUGAAAUGGUUUAAGAGUUAUCGUCAUCCCAAUGUCAUUCGCAUUCAUGGAGUACGUGUCGACUACCAGUCGGAAGAGUGGCUGUCUAAAAAUGAUCCUCUCUACAAGGAACGCUUAAGCAGGGACGAUCAAUCCUCAAGUAUAUGUGAAGAUGAAGACGAAAAUACAGAAUCAAUACAGACAUCUGUAACAGUGAUAUCCAUCCUACAAGAAUUAUGUUAUGGCCCUUUAUCCCAAGUAAUUCUUAAUCAUUUAAGUGACACGGCCAAAACCAAUCAACGUGAUAGGAAAUUAAUGCUGAAUUUCUCUAUCCAAAUAUCCGAUGGUCUACGAUACUUGCAUGACAAGGGGAUCAUUCAUCGCGACUUGAAACCAGACAAUAUUCUAGUAAAUUUUGAAAGUAGAAGAGCCAUUGUUUUAAAAAUAGCAGAUUUUGGACUAUCUAAAUUUAGUGAGAAGACAAGUUUGCCAGUUGUGAUGACGGGAGAUAUUGGUACUCGUAACUUUAUGGCACCUGAACAGGUUGGGGUAUCAUACACGAAUAAGGUGGACAUUUACUCCCUUGGAUUAAUCAUUUUUGUUUUAUACACAAUAUUUCCUGGUGAUACUGAAGAAAAAAUCCUAAAAAACCGAAAUUCCGAGUUUCGUAAAUUAAAGGAAACUUUAAAACUUCCGGAUUCAUUCUGUCAAAAAAUUGGUGGAUCUAUCAUUCAAAUGAUUUCCAAUAAUCCAGAUCUACGCCCAAGCGCAUCAGAUUUAUUUACUACACUGACCCACUUACAAAGCACUAAUUACACUUCGUCCCCACCACUUUGGUAUGGCCAAAAUCGUCACAACCCAAAUUUUACGGGAAAAAUCAGCGAAUUAGGAAAACUCUCCGAUUUAUUCUGCAAUCCAGCCACUCAACUAAUACUUCUGACCGGAAAUGCCCUCAUGGGUAAAUCCGAACUAGCACUACGAUUCGCUGAAGACAUGUACAGAACCGGAAAAGUUUCAGUUACUUGGCUAGACGCGAAUAAGGGAUCAUUUCAAAAUCAGAUUCACAAACUUGCUCGAGCCCUUUCCAUAAGUGUGCGAGAAGAUUCUGGCAAAAUUCUAAAAAUGAGCAGUAUCAUUGAAGCAAUUCGACUCAAACUAGAACCGACUAGGUGGCUCCUAAUUUUUAAUGAUUGUCUCAAUUUUAACAUAACCACGCUUGAUUCUUUUCGAGAAGAUGUGAAGGAACAAAAUCUAUUUAUAAUUAUUACUGCAAGGAAUAUUACAUUAACAGAAAAAGAACCUGGUAAAACUCACGCUCCAAUCGUACUAGAAAUUGGAGAAAUGGAUGAAUCAGAGUGUGCCAAAAUUGUAACAAGUAUUGUCCCGGAAACUAUUCAAAUCCCAGAACGUCUUUAUAGCCAAUUAAAGCAUGUACCACUUCUGGUACGACUUGCAGCUCAAUAUAUAAAAGAGGAAGUUAAAACGGAUCAAAACUUCAAUUUUGAGACAUAUUUGCAAUUGUUGGAUGCUGAAUUGUCGUACGAUUUAAGAAACGCUAUACCCAAGGCUGACACCACGGGGGAUGAAUUGCGGCUAAAUGACGACCCCAACGGAAAGAUGAUUACGGCCGUGGUGAAUCUAACUUUAUCUCGGAUCUAUGCAGAAAUGUGUGUAAUUCCCGAGCGUGAGACCAAUAUUAACAGAAUAAUACCAUUUUGGCCACCGGAAUUUUUUAAGUUGAGCGAUCUCACGGAUAUUUCUGCAGAAAAUAAGAUUCAAGCUGAAUUGAUGGAAAAAUAUGGAAUUAUUAGGGUAGCAAAGAAUGGAAGGGUGGUUCAUAUUUAUCAUACGCAUUCAGCAAGAAGGUGUCCAUCCAAUGUUCAAUAUUACGAAGGGGUAGAGGCUUUUAAGAAUAAUAAGUAUUUGGAAUUACAUGCGCCUGUUCCCUUCAACCAUUGGAAAUGGCAACAACGACUUUUUUAUAGAUGCUAGUGUUUAAUGCUAUUCGAAAAAAGAGAAAUAAAAAAGAAAAUAAUUGAUUUACUUGAUGCACUCUCAUGGAGUACUAAUUUCCGAAAUUUCCUCAUUUCGACUAAUACUAAGUACAA